CCCAUUGAACUAGUACAAACAGGAAACCUGCACUUUCUUCUGCAUUUUUCAUCCUCUCUCUUUCUCUCUCUCUUUCCUUUUUUACACAAACAAAAAGCAUCCUCUUUUCUCUCUCCUUCGCUCUUUUCCCCAUCCAACCUCCAUCGCUGGAAUAGUAAGCUACCUGCUACCAUUUUUGAUACCUCAGAGAGAGAGAGAGAGAGAGAGAUGGACUUUGAAGGGAACAUGUUCUGCUUGAGCAACGCUAACAGAGAGCAAAACGGUGGUGGAAAUAGUAAUAACAGUACCAACUUUUCUUGGGAUUUAUGGGAACCGCCUUCUUCUAACAAUUCUACCCUCAUCAACACUUUCUACGCCGCCGAUACGGCUCAGACCUCGGCGGCUGCCGCCCCCACUCGCCAUGAGGAGGCCAGCCUAGCAAACGCACUGAUGUUUCUUCCUCAGGCUAGUAGUAGUAGCACCGCGGCUGAUCGUGACCACGAUGGCGGCGGUGUUAACCACGGUGGUCAUCAGCGGCGGCAGCAACAGGAGGCGGCGCUGUAUUCCGGCGAUGGGUCGCGCUUGCAUCUGGACCCACAUCUCAUGUGCUUGAAGCUAGGGAAGAGGCAUUAUUUUGAGGACGCUAAUGCUCCUCUUGGCGGCGGCGGAGGAGGAGGCAGCGGCGGCGAGGGCUUUAAUUUGGCGGGAAAGAGAGGGAGGGGGUUCUAUGGAGGAGGCGGUGUGAAGAUGGGGACGGCGGCGACGGUGCCGAGGUGUCAGGUGGAGGGAUGCCACGUGGCGCUGUUGAAUGCGAAGGAAUACCACCGGAGGCACAAAGUUUGUGAGAUGCAUUCCAAGGCACCCAAGGUUGUCGUGUUAGGGUUGGAGCAGAGAUUUUGUCAACAGUGUAGCAGGUUUCAUGUGAUAACGGAGUUCGAUGAUUCCAAAAGGAGUUGCCGUAGGAGAUUGGCUGGCCACAAUGAACGAAGAAGAAAGAGCUUCCACGAUUCUGUUUCUAGGAAUCCCUCCUCUCAAGAAAAUAAGUUACUGGUUGGAGCGUUUCCAUACUUGUCAUCACCCCCACUUUCGUCAUCAGGGUGUGCUCUCUCUCUUCUGUCAUCGUCUAAGAGUGACCAUUCAUGGCUUUCUCCGGCUGAUCUCUCGGCGAGAUGCAGCGCCGCGCUCCGAGAACUCAUAGCCGAGAACCGAGCAGCCGUCAUGGCUAAACAAAUCAUUUUGGAAAGAGACUGGCUUCCACACCACCACCACCACCAAGAAGGUGAUGAUGAUGAUGAUGACCAUAAUAAGGAUGAUAUCCAACUUCAAUCCAAUUUUAAUUUCUCUCAACAUCAACAUAUGUUUCCCUAAAAUUCUUCACUAAACUCUGUCCCAAAAAAAAAAAAAGAUGAUAAAGAGAUGUAUAUUUAAGCAUGUUCUAACACCAUUCAAUGAGAGACCUAUAUGGAUUUGGAUUUAUUCUUUCUUUUUUUCUCCUCAUUUCUUGUCAACUUUGAAGAGAGAGAAACAAUCACUCAUUUGUAUGGCUCUCACAUGAGUUAGAGAGUCCACAUAUAUUCUAGUUUCUCUUUUUGGGAUUGACAAGAAAUGAAAAGAAAAAGAAGGGAAAAAUUAAGUGUUCAAAUUUGACCAGUGUUGACAUGUUUAAUUAUAUAUAUAUAUAUAUAGAUAUAUGUAUGUAUGUUAUUUUUUUGGGGGCUGUAUGAUAUCUUGUAUAACAGAUUGAAAAUAAAGGUGUAUAGAUGAGCUCAAAAUUAAAUUUGGCGUUGAAAGAUUAUUUUAAUUUCUAUCAAAGGGAAACAAAACUAGAAGGAAUGAGGAUUAAGAGCUCCUUGACGUUUAAAAUUUUUCUCUUUUGCUUGGUUGAAGCCAAGUUAGGGGGUGAUGAGGAUGUUUCAAUCUAACUGUGAUUCACAUGUGUAUUCAAUGACUUUGUGAAAAUAUACGUAAUAAUAUGAAUAAUUUAAUUUUCAAUUUUAAUUAUUUUAUUAAAUGCUAAUUUUAGAAACGACUGGAAUUUGAGUAUGA
Molecule: messenger RNA, 2025 nt
Organism: Prosopis cineraria
Lineage: Eukaryota; Viridiplantae; Streptophyta; Magnoliopsida; Fabales; Fabaceae
Product: squamosa promoter-binding-like protein 7
Exons: 3
Coding region: 208-1347 (379 amino acids)
Cellular component (GO): nucleus
Molecular function (GO): DNA binding
Source: RefSeq, a predicted model, not a curated record